AUGGGAGCCAGAGCUCCCAAGACUGGAAUGACCCCAGGAGAUUUGUUUUUCAUCUCUCAGUUCCAGGAAUGUGGGAAGCACUUCGAUAGGACCACGGUGGUGGUAAAAAGAUGUCAACUAAAGGAGGAAUUAGAGAAGAUGAAGCCCUAUGGUAUGGAGGAGGAGGACUUCCUGACAUCAACUGGGCAGGUGACAUACUGGAUAGGCCUCUUCCAGGGCCAAGGAGGUGCCCCCAGGUGGACUGAUGGUUCAGCCCCCACCGACACGAAGUGGGAUUCCAAUGAACUACACGAUAAUGGAACUGUCCCUGCCUGCAUGAUGAUGCUCCAUCAUGGGCAUUGGGGUAACUUCUCUUGCAAAUCGGAAUCUCUUGCUUUCUUCUGUGAGAAGUGGCAGAGUUGCUGA
Messenger RNA from Odocoileus virginianus texanus, 405 nucleotides. The record is from RefSeq and is a predicted model, not a curated record. NCBI's taxonomy places the organism in Eukaryota, Metazoa, Chordata, Mammalia, Artiodactyla, Cervidae.